CCCAUCUCUCGCUCCGCCGAGCUCGCUCUCCGUUUAUUUGAGCUAAAACUGAAACAGCCACCACCUCUUCCUCCUCCACCUCCUCCUCCUUAUCUCUCGGGUUUCCUCCGAUCGCUGCUGCCCUCUCCGAAAUCCCAAGUCGGAUUCCGGAUCGCAGAUCCCUAUCGCCCUCCACUUUGUAAGCUUCGGAAGAUCUCGGCGCCGGUGGCUUCCUUGGGUGCUUGGUCGUCGGAUCGACGAGGCUUUCGAUCAGAAGGUUCCGUUGCCAUCAGCAAGCAGCUUCGAUGGUAUGUAAUGCCGGCAUAGGCAACUUUGUCAGUCGGACAAAGAACCCAGAGGAUCCCACUUUAGCAGAAGAGGGGCAGAUAGAGGACUCGAGUUGUUCCCGGAUUGCGGAGCCUGGGUUGUGGCGUGUAGGGCGCGCGGGGUAUUUGGAACGGUUGUGAAGAUGAUGGUCGAUUCUGGUCCAUCUGCAAAGCCUGGAGCUGCCACCAAUGUAUCAUCUGAAAAGGAUCGCUCAGGCAACGGUGAUUACGCCAGUGGACGAUGGAAAAGUGAGGAUGGAAGGCUAGCUUGUGGAUACUCCAGCUUCAGGGGAAAAAGAGCAAGCAUGGAGGACUACUAUGAUCUAAAAUCAGCUAAAAUUGAUGGACAAUCAAUUAGUCUUUUUGGAAUAUUUGAUGGACAUGGUGGCUCACGUGCCGCUGAAUAUUUAAGGAAUCACUUAUUUGACAACCUCACAAGGCACCCAAAAUUCAUGACAGACACAAAGCUUGCCAUAAGUGAAACAUAUAAAAAAACUGAUUCAGAUUUCUUGGAUGCUGAAUGCAAUACUUCCAGAGAUGAUGGUUCUACAGCUUCUACAGCUGUUUUGAUUGGCAAACACUUGUUUGUUGCUAAUGUUGGAGAUUCACGCGCCAUAGUAUCAAAAGCAGGAAAAGCAAUUCCUCUUUCUGAUGAUCACAAGCCCAACAGAAGUGAUGAGCGCAAGAGAAUUGAGGAUGCUGGAGGAGUUGUCAUGUGGGCUGGUACUUGGAGGGUUGGAGGUGUAUUGGCAAUGUCACGAGCAUUUGGUAACCGCCUUCUGAAACAAUUUGUUGUGGCAGAACCUGAGAUUCAGGAACAAGUGGUCGAUGAUGAAUUGGAAUUUCUGGUUUUGGCCAGUGAUGGGCUGUGGGAUGUGGUAACAAAUGAGGAUGCUGUAUCAAUCGUGAGAGCUGAAGAAGAACCUGAUGCUGCGGCUCGGAAGUUGACGGAGACCGCCUUCUCUCGUGGCAGUGCAGACAACAUAACAUGCAUCGUGGUCAGAUUCCAUCACGAGAAAACUAAAGUAGAUUCUCCUCCUCCUGCAGGUACUCAUGGUUGAUGUCUCGAUUCACCAUGUGGGAGCCUACUUGAUGCUCGGACGCCUUCGGUUUUAUAAAAUUUUUUACUCUCAGUCUAUUGUCGUAUGCACAACUUAUUAAUUAGAGGCUUUUCUAUCACCCACGUAGCAGUGAUCAUCAUGUCGUCGACUCUAUUACUCGACCCUUCCUGUUCUAGUUUCAUUUAUUAAUUUAUUUUUCGAGUGUAGGAAAUCCUCAAGCAACAUUCUCAUUAUAUUCUAUUACGAACUUUGUUGUUUGCCGACA
This is a messenger RNA of Musa acuminata subsp. malaccensis (wild Malaysian banana), 1631 nucleotides long. RefSeq names its product probable protein phosphatase 2C 52. Gene Ontology annotation, molecular function: cation binding; protein serine/threonine phosphatase activity. Lineage: Eukaryota; Viridiplantae; Streptophyta; Magnoliopsida; Zingiberales; Musaceae. The record is from RefSeq and is a predicted model, not a curated record. Gene Ontology annotation, biological process: peptidyl-threonine dephosphorylation.